AUGAGGCAAUGGACAGCGUGAAAAAUGUAAACAGAGAAAAAAUCAUAUGUUAAAAAAUGAGUUAGCGUUGUAUGUUUACAUCCACUGAUAAAAAAUACAUCUUUUAAUAGUUACAUUGAGUUCAAGUGUAAUGUGUUGUAAAUUUACUUUCAAAUUAUUUUAACCAAGCAAGAGACAGAGGCUUGUCUCAAAUUAUUUUAGUAACAGACAGAAAUGACAUUGAGUUGAUAGCAGAUUAUGGCUUCUGAUUCCUCAAGGAGGCCUUCCAAGAGAAAGUCUACAGCUCCAGGCGAUGCUGACAGUUCAUCAGCUAAACAAGUAAGGAAGUGUGAACGUACAGGAUGUCCGGCUAAAGCUCCAAUAUGCUUUGCUUCAUCUUCAGAAAGAUGUGUUGGGAAUGGUUAUACGUCACGAUGGUAUCACAUGUCACAGUCAGAACAUUACUGUAAUGAAUGCUUUGAUCACCACUACAGAAGCCACAAGGAUGGAUAUGCUGUGUUUGCUCUAUGGAAAAGAAAAUGGAGUACGUACGGGACGACAGACCCUAAUAUAAAGGCCUUCAUGAUGGAUACGAUGUUACCGUACUGGGCUCAGUGUACACAGUGUCAGAAAUGGCGACAGAUGUCUAAAGAUUCUAACAUUUCACCUGACUUCCUUAAAAAAUAUGUUUGUGGCAUGUCUACCAGUGGUAUUACGAAAUCCAGCCAGACAAAUUCCUGUGACAGUCCAGAGGAUUAUAGAGUAGAGUAUACCAAGGAUUAUAAUUGGAUUACACAGUUGAUAGCACCACCAUACUUAAAGAACUCCCCAGCUUUCCCGUUCCUGUCGUCUUAUUUCCCUGAUUGUGUUGGAAUGUGUGCCAUUGACAUGGAAGUCUUCAGCCAAUCUAAAUCUCCAGAUAUGCCAGCCUAUUUAUCUCCCUUUGUAACCAGUGACCAGUCUGAACCAGCUAGAUGUUUUCAGCCUGGAGCUAUGGAUGAAUUAGAACAAGCAGAAUUCCCUGAGUUUGAUAAAAUUCCCACACUUUAUUUAGCUAUCAGAAAUAUUUGUGUGACGUUGUGGAACUUGAAUCCAAAGAAAUGGUUAUCACUUGAUAGAUGUGGGCCGUUUAUCAUUUGCCGUGGGAUGACACGUAUCUGGUGUAUAAAUAGCCUAAGUAAUGUAUUAUGGCACCUGACAAGACGAGGCCUCAUCAACUUUGGACUGUUGUCAUUACCCAAGGAAAUAGACUUCAUGCCAAAAGAUAUACUACCUCAGGACAAUCAUGUGUUAAUUAUAGGAGCUGGAGUUUCUGGUCUGUCAGCCGCACACCAACUUAAUCAAUUUGGUUUAAAGACAACAAUAUUAGAAGCUAAGGACAGAAUUGGGGGCAGAAUCCAUGACGACUGUUCCUUAGGUUUGACUGUAGGAAAAGGAGCUCAGAUCAUCAAUGGUUGUGAUAAUAAUCCACUGAUUGUACUCAGUCAUCAGACUGGUGUUCAUAUCAAGGAGUUGAGUGAAAAGUGUUGUCUUCUACAGAAAGGAGGAGAAAAAGUGGACGAAAAAACCGACAGUCAGAUGGAUUUUCAUUUCAAUGCUAUUCUAGACAUUAUUGCAGACUGGCGUCGAAACAAAGAAAUUCUACAAGAUUUAAAUCUAAUGGAUAAAUUUCAUGAGACACACCAACACUUCAUGGAUGAGUCGCAAUUAACUUUCACAAAACAACAAGAAACUUUACUUAACUUUCAUUUUGGAAAUCUAGAAUAUGCUUGUGGUACGAGUUUAUCCAAUAUAUCAUCUAUGAACUGGGAUCAAAAUGAAGAUUACCCACAAUUCUCAGGAAGGAAUGUUUUAAUGGCAGAUGGAUUUUCCACCAUUUUGGAUAAGAUAACAGAAAAUUUAGACAUUGUUUACAACACAGAGAUCUCAUCAAUAGAAUACAGUGAUAAAGUAGUAGUAAAAUCAUCAGAUGGACAAAGCUGGACAGGAGAUAAGGUCAUUGUGACCCUGCCUUUAGCAGUAUUGAAGAAUGGAACAGUCCAGUUUACUCCUUCUCUACCACAGAAUAAAGUUACGGCUAUUCAACAAUUAGGUGUAGGAUAUAUGGAAAAGGUAGUUCUACAGUUUAAAGAAAGAUUUUGGUCAGAUAAAAGUUCUCCUUCAGAGGUCUUUGGAAGAGUAGAAACUGAAUUCAGUCGUAGAGGAUUGUUUGGAGUAUUUCAUGAUCUAUCCAAAGAAAAUGCUAGUGGUAAAAGUUGUUAUAUCUUAUCAACACAUAUAUGUGGAGAUAGUGUAGAAAUUCUUAAACAGAAAUCAGACGAAGAAAUAAUAGCAAUGUGUAUAGAAACUCUCUCAGAACUCUUCCCUAAGAAGAAAGUUCCAAAGCCACAGAAGUACUUAGUAACCAGAUGGUACCAGGACAAACAUAUACAGAUGGCUUAUAGCCACAUCCCUGUAGGAGUUAGCGGAGAUCUGUAUGAUGAUCUAGCCGCAGACGUUCAAGGCAAAAUCUACUUUGCUGGAGAAGCUACGAAUCGUCAGCAUCCUCAAUCUGUUACCGGGGCAUAUAUCAGUGGUAUGAGGGAAGCAGAAAAAGUGUUCACAUCAAUGGCAAUCAGUUGAUGUUUUAAGACGUUAGGAAGAAUUGUUUUUGUUGGAAUUCUUUUGAUUAUUAUGAGUAUUAAUUAUAAGAAAUUAUCUGUCUUUAACCUAUAGAAUAACUUUAAUUGGCUUUGCUCAUUGUUGAAAGCCCUACAGCGACCUAUAGUUUCUUUGUCAUUUGGUCACUUGUGAAGUGUUGUGUCACUUGCAAUCAUUCCACAUCUUUUUUUUUUAUAAUAAGAAAACUCCUGUUUUAAAAAAUUUCUAUCGUUUAACAAAAACAUAUAUAUAUAUCUUUUUUGAUGAAAUACCAAUUAACAUGUUUAAAGCAGUUUCUGUAAUAAUAUUACGCUAAUGUUACCAAUAUUUUGGUGCACCUUUUAUAUAAGUAGAUGUUUAUCCUUUUUAAAGUUUUAUAGAACAGGACUGACAUAUAUCAAUCAGCAAAAUCCCUCCACAUCAAUCUGAAGUCUUUAUUAAUUUACUUAUAUUGAAUUUAAGUUAGGGUGUGUAUUCAUUAAAAUGUAUGUGGGAGGCCAGCAAGGGAUUUUGAAAAAAAUUGUACAAUCAAGAACAAGUUUUUAGAUAGUUUUGCAUGAUGGGAAUAAAUGCAUGCUGAAAAAAGACACAUGACCCAUAUUCAAUUAAAUAGCUUCCCUGCCUACUUUCCCAUAUUUCAAUGGAAUAGCUCUUUUAUGUAUGUAUCAACAAAACAGAAAAAGAUUGUGAUUUCGUGGAGUAUCAUAAAUUGAAGAUGGAGGAUCAUUUGGGUUCUUUUUCUAAUUUAAUAACUAUGUUAGGUUGCUGUCAUAUUAUAGUAGAACCUGCAUUGAUUAUUAUUGAUACAAGUUUGUAGUUUAGUAUUAGGUUCAUUGUAUGAUUAAAAAUGUUAAGUAUACUUAUAAGUACCAAAAAAUGUAGACCAUUAAAUUUUUUUUUUAGAUUUAUGGUCUGAUAGUAAAGAGAUAUAAUUUUUUGAAUGAAAUUGAUAUACAGUACAUAGUUGAUUUGAAUUUUAUAAAAUUAUUUAGAUUUUUACAAUAUUUUUCUUGAAUGAAUUUUUGAAUAUUAUUAUUCUUUUAUUGUUUACAAGUAGAUUUAGUAUUGGUUAUUUUUGAUAUAUUUACAAAAUUUUAAUAAAUAGGCUACUCAAAAUAAAUAAUUUAUUUCUUCAAACCGUUUGAAAUCAUCUACUCCUAUGGAUUGUAAUGCUAUGCAACGACCAUGGUGUUCAUUAUGUUUUCUGAUAUGCUGGUCUAUCUGUCUAUCUGUCGGUCCAUAUAUAGGUUUCACAGUAUAUGACUUUAAAAAAAAUUACAAAGAAAUGACAUCAGAAACAGAUAACUUAUAUUGAAUGACCUAUUACACUUUUUGAAUUUUGUCAUUUGAUAAUUAUAUAUUAUUUAUAUUAACUUAUUUAAAUACAUAGGCCACAGAUUUUCAUAUUUUAUUCCAUAAAGUGUUAUAUUAAAGAACAAUUUAUUAUUUUUAAACUUUCAAUUUAUUCCACCUUGGUUCAGGAGGUGUACUUUUUGUUUGUAUCUAAAACUUGACAUGCACUGUUUUAAAAUUGGGAUCCGAGUUGCUAAAUGAAAUACGGUAGGAGGGAGAGUCAUCCUGAAUUCUUGUAAAAAGGGGUGUGAAUUCAAACGAAAAAUUAAUGACUUAUUUUAAUUUUAUCUGUAACUUAUUUGAAGUUAUUGUUUCACGUCAUUACUGCUAAUAUUGAUUAUAAUUAAACAGAAAGGACAGACAUUUAACUUUAUUACAGCCUUGAGUGUGUAGGUAAAUGUAGAAUCUUUGGUUAGCUUGCUUGUUAGCUGAACUGUGAAGUCAUUAUUAGGUUAUGUUUACUAAUCUGUCAGAAUAGUUUACUCAUAAAGGAGGGUAGUUUACAUAACAUAAUAAUAUCAUGUCUCAUAUCAUAUCUUUGUAUUAGUUUGGUUUUUGAUUUGUCAUGUUAAAAAAAUAUUGGAUUUAUUCCUAGCAGAUUUAUACUUUACUUGAGGUAAGUAUGAAAAUUUGUAUGUCUCUUCUCACACAUAAUGGUGUUUCAACAACAAUGGGAAGAGGUUCUUUUAUAACUGCCAAUAUCCUUACUUUAGUAUAAAAUCUUACAGUUGUGAAUCUUUUUAUCAUGAAAUGUAGAUAUUUAGAAUAUACUAAUAUUUUGUCUUUAAUAUAAUAUGAUGAAACCUGUAGAUAUAUUUUUACAUAAUUCCUAUUCGUAAAUAAAAGUGAAUGCUCAAGCAAAAUAUUGUUAAAUAGAAUGAAUUAGUAAGGGCAUUAUUAUACAGUUUAUUUAGUAAGAGUUUGAAGGUUACAUGAGUUUGAUAAAUACUAUUGAAAUUCUUUAUAUAAUGUGGUAUGAUUGUCAAGUAGAGAACUGUCAAACAGUCUCCAAAUGAAUCGGAUUUUAGUAUUACUUCAAUAUUGAUCUUUUUCCCUUAAAUUAUUCAAGAAAAUAGUAUCUUAUGUAGUUUCCAUGCAAUACAUUCUUUAACCUUUGAUUUUCAAAUUUUAAGUUCAUGUUAAUACUGAUUACAAAAUGAAGUCAAGUCUGUUCAGGAACAGAUUUGUCCAUUGUUGCUUUCACUUUAACAUUAAUAAGUGUUUUAAAAUUCUUGUUUGCUGUAAUUUUGAAAGCCUCUCACAUAAAUUAAAAAAAAAAAAUUUAAUCUAAUUAAAAUUAAAUCCUCAAAUUUCUCCCUUUCCAGUAUGUCGUCAUCAAGACUUGA
This is a messenger RNA of Mytilus trossulus (common blue mussel), 5318 nucleotides long. Its product is annotated as lysine-specific histone demethylase 2-like. Gene Ontology annotation, molecular function: oxidoreductase activity; chromatin binding; zinc ion binding. The record is from RefSeq and is a predicted model, not a curated record. Gene Ontology annotation, biological process: positive regulation of transcription by RNA polymerase II; negative regulation of transcription by RNA polymerase II. The transcript has 17 exons. Bases 238 to 2601 code for a protein of 787 amino acids. Lineage: Eukaryota; Metazoa; Mollusca; Bivalvia; Mytilida; Mytilidae.